UUGCAUGUCAAAAGAAUUAAAGGUAUGCCUUUAGAAACAUCUAAGUUGUUACUCUUGUGUCAUAGAGUAUAUGUGCAUGUAAAUUCUGAAGGAUUAAAUCGUUGAAGACUCAUGCUUAAAGUCCAUGUAAAAGCUUGGGUAAUUUGCGAACCAGUCAAUAGAGAGGUGAUCACUCAAUGAUCACUGUGUUGGUUUGUUUAGUUACUUCAAAUGCCUUGUCUACUUUUUAGCUUGUAAUCUGACUAUGAGAUAAGCGUGGGCUGUCUUACUUGCAAUCAAGAAAUUACAUUUUCUGCGAUAAAGAGAAGCAUGGAGAAAAUAACUUGGCAAUUUUAUUAUUUGGAGCUAUAUAUUUACUUAAUCAGACAUCCCAUUUCAUAAUGCUUUUUUUGUUAAGGUAAUAGCACAGACGCGUUUCUUCUUUGUUGAAUCAUGUGUUUGUUCCCCAUGUUUUUGCCAUGUUGUUUUCAAAGCAUGGAAGUUAAUCUACCAACUCCACCCCAUGUCCUGGCAUGUAGGAUAUGCAUAUGCCUUUAACUUGUUCUUAAGUUUGCAGUGGAUAGAGACUCUAUUUUUCCUUUUUUUGGUGCUGAAGGUUUAUUUUUCAGUUUUUCAGCUACUUUCAGUGAAAAGGUGACAAGAACAGUAAGAAAGUUCUCUCCACAUUUGGCAGCAAAGAUGAGGCCUCCUCACAUGCCUGUCAUUCGUGGCCGUCCUUCAUCCAAAAAAUCAGUAUACAUCUGUGGCCAACCUCGUGGGGUGUUUGUCUUCUUAUUCUCAGCUGCCAGUUUUAUUCUGUGGUUCACUUCUGGCACUCUGCUGUUUGUUUUAUGGGCAUUUGGCAUUGGCCUCCUUGUUACAGUUCUUCAUGCAAGUGUCAGGACACCUAAUCUGAAGGCACGCCUCAACACAUUCCGGGAAGAAUUUCGUGCUGUGUGGCGCAAUUAUAGUGAGCUGUGACUGGUCAUGGAAUUGAAGUGUACCACUCCAUCCCUGAUGCGCAACUUCAAUUUCAGUUAAGUUGCAAGUAUUCUUUGUAAAUAUAAACAAAUUGUCAGCUCAUUCGAUGGAGGAUGUUAGAAAAAAGAAAAAAAUUAUUCUGCUUGAUUUUCUUUUUUCCCUUCUGUGUUAUGAAGUUCCCAUAUAUUUUUCUUAAAUAACUUUGACCGUCUUCUGUGAUUUACCUGGAGUUCGAAAGUCAAAGAAAGCACUGUCGUUUUAUUAUCCA
This is a messenger RNA of Manihot esculenta (cassava), 1228 nucleotides long. RefSeq names its product PRA1 family protein A3-like. Gene Ontology annotation, cellular component: membrane. Lineage: Eukaryota; Viridiplantae; Streptophyta; Magnoliopsida; Malpighiales; Euphorbiaceae. The transcript has 4 exons. The record is from RefSeq and is a predicted model, not a curated record. Bases 679 to 960 code for a protein of 93 amino acids.